Molecule: messenger RNA, 2808 nt
Organism: Lolium rigidum
Lineage: Eukaryota; Viridiplantae; Streptophyta; Magnoliopsida; Poales; Poaceae
Product: putative disease resistance protein RGA4
Exons: 2
Coding region: 80-2668 (862 amino acids)
Source: RefSeq, a predicted model, not a curated record
UUACUUUGAUUCUCUUCUGAAAGUUUCUUUUCUUCAAGAUCUAGUUGAAGACCAGCAUACUGGGCAAUUAUUAUGCAAUAUGCAUGACCUUGUUCAUGAUCUCACUCGGCAAAUUUUACAGAAUGAAAUAAUCCUUACAUCAACGAAGAACACUAAUGAUCAUAGCCCAAGAUGCAUAUAUUUAUCUUUAACCUCAUGCACUGACAAGGUUGACAGUAAGUUAUUUAGCAAGGUUCGUUCUCUGUAUGCUAGUGGAGAUACCUUUGCAACCAAUAAGCCAAUCAGAAAGAGUUGCUCUGUGCGCAGUGCUAUUCUAGAGGAUAUAAAUGAUACUUCUAUCCCACUGCUCAUACCAAAGUUUGAAUAUCUUGCAUAUCUUAGAAUCUCCGGGGCCAACUGCAGAGAAAUACUAGAAGCAAUCACAGGUUGUUGGAACUUGCAAGCCCUUUAUAUCAUAUAUUGCUUUAAACUCGCGAUGUUACCCGAGUCUAUUGGAAAUCUCAAAAGGUUAAAAAUUCUAGAGUUGUCAUGGGUUGUGGCUCUUGUUAGUUUGCCUCAGUCUAUUGGUGAUUGCCAAAGUCUUGAAAGCUUGCACCUGAUUAAAUGUGGACAGCUAAGAGAAAUACCAGAGUCCAUAGCUAAAAAUGAAAUGUUACGGGUUCUUAAUAUUGUCAAUUGUUCGUAUUUGUGCCAACUGCCAUCAGAAUCUUUGGGGAUUCUACGUAACUUACGGGCUAUCAACUUAACAGGAUGUGUGAGUCUCGAAGACCUGCCCAGUUCAUUUGCUUGUGAUGAGUUACAUACUCUUAAACUCACUGGAUUGACUAGACUUAGAGUACUACCUCAGUGCAUCACUUUACUGAGUAAUCUAGAACAUCUAGACCUUGGGUACUGCAAUGAGCUAGUUGAGUUGCCUGAAGGUAUAGGGAACUUAAAGAGGCUUGAGGUUUUGAAUAUAGAAGGAUGUCGCAGUCUGUGGGGCAUGCCAGCAGGGUUUGGGAAGCUGACUCGCCUACGAAAGCUGUUUGGCUUGUUUGUUGUAGGAGAUACUGGAGAGGACGCAAGAAUAUCAGAGCUUGGGGAUCUUGACAGGUUAAGUGGUUUAUUGGAAAUUGAGGGUAUUAGGUGUGUGAAAGAUCCCUAUGAUGCAGAAAAGGCUUACUUGAAGGGAAAGCAUGGCAUACAAAAGUUGAAGCUAAACUGGUUGUCUUGGGAGAAUUGGAUUGAGACUAGUACGGAAGAAGAUAUUGAUAUGGAACGUGAGCUGAGAGUGCUUAAUGCUCUUGAACCACCAUCUGUAAUAAAGGAGCUGGAAAUUCUUAAUUAUCAUGGUUUACAUUUACCAUGUUGGAUGACCAAUGGAAGGCAUAACUGCACAGUGGACAUAAAAUCCAAUCAAACUGUUGAUCUACCUCAUUUCCCUCAUCUAACUGGAAUGGUACUAUAUCAUUUCCCCAAGUUGAAGCAUUUGUCAAGACUUGUAGGGCUACCUUUGUUGAAGACGCUCAAGCUAAGUGAAUGUGACUCCCUUGAGAGUAUCAGCGCCGGCCCCUUCCCAUCACUCAGGGAGCUAAAUAUUUCUAAAAUGUAUCGUUUGUUGGAAUUGUCAACAAUGACAAGGAUAAUAUUGGCUGACGAUGACAGAGUAACUCAAUGCCGCAAUCAGGAAGUACAGUGUUGUUUCCCUCACCUUUCCACUCUACACAUUGAAUAUUGCCCGAAAUUGAAUGUGAAGCCUUGGUUUCCAGCAUCGCUGGAGAGUUUGACAUUAGAAAGAAGCAACGGGCAGCUUCUAUUCCCGGGCAGCUCCGUUCAUUCAGUUCAUUCUGUUGGGGACGAAUCAGAACCACAUUUCUUCAGCAAUACUAAUGGGGUCUCCUAUUCGAGCCUCCUCAAGGAACUAAGGCUACAGAGGUUGAAAGGUUCGUCGUCUGGAUCUGGUUGGGAAUCAAUAGGGCACCUCACUGCGCUGAAAUCACUAGAGAUUGAGGAAUGCAGUGAGCUGAUGCAAUUACCUGACAGCAUCGGUAACCUCUCCUCACUGCUAAGCUUAAGAAUCCUUAGUUGCGAAAAUCUGAUGGAGUUGCCGGAGGGGAUUCAGCACCUCAACUCCCUGCAAGAACUACAUAUAUUACAAUGUGGCUCCUUUCACAAGCUGCCGGAAGCAGGAAUCGGGGGCCUCCGUUCUCUUCGUAGUCUUCGUGUCGAGUUUCUGCCAGCCCUCAGCUGCCUGCCCCGAUCCAUACGGGGCCUCUCCUCGCUGACGUAUCUUCAGAUACAUUUCUGCACCGCCCUUCAUCGACUUCCUGGAGAACUCUGGGAACUCCGCUCUCUCCAAACCCUCGAGAUCUUUGGUCUGUCUGCUCUAACUUGCCUUCCCGAGUCCAUGGAGUGCCUCACCUCGAUCCGUACCAUUGACAUCGGUUCAUGUGAUGCUCUCACCGAGUUGCCAAAGUGCAUCGGACAACUCUCUACACUUCGAUCACUUCGGAUCCAUUAUUGCCGCGCCCUCGCAUCCUUGCCGUGCUCCAUACAAGACCUUUCUGCUCUACAAGAAUUGGACAUCGCUCGCAGCCCUCAUCUGGCUAGGCGUUGCAAGCAAGGAUCGGGAGAGGAUUGGCACCUCAUUUCCCAUAUACCUCACGUGAACAUAAUAAACGAUGACUAGUUUAGGCAACUGAGAAGCUUGGCAAGGUCACAAGUUUAUUUCCACCUCUGAAAUGUUCCAAAUCCAUGCCAGGCAUCCUUUUGUCCGUGGACUUCAUACUACAGAGUGCAAGGUGUGGACAAUGUGUGGUUGCUUGGGAC